GCGUUGAUGCUGAGAGCUGCAAGUGACGGACAUUUACAAUUUAUUCAAACUUGAAAACGCUCUCAGCACUGUGGAUAUUGUGUGCACCUUACUGUCUGAUAUGGAGGCCAACAGAAGAUAAAGCUGGAAGAACAAAAUUACAACUUUGUUGUCUUGCUUUAUCUCUGACAAGGGAACACCCCGCGAUGGCAUCAGAGGAAGAAAUCAGUCUGCUGGUCAUCGUCGUGGACGUGAAUCAGAUCUGGUGGGGUCAGCAAGCCCAGCGAGAACCAGAGUUGACCCUGUCCAAGUGUCUGGAUGCAGUGAUGGUGAUGGGGAACACCCACAUGGCUAUGACCAGGACAAACAAGCUGGCCGUCAUCGCCAGCCACUGUCAAGACAGUGACUUCCUGUAUCCCAGCAAGAGUGGGAGAGGUGGGGACAAUGAUGUGGAUGACGCAUCGUUCAUCAGGGAUGGAAAAUACGAGCUCCUGUCUGUGGCCAACAACAUUAUUGCAGAAGAGAUCAAGAAUGUUAUGACAAAAACCGAAGUGACGGGGAAUUCCACCGAUACUCUGUUGGCCGGAUCCCUCGCCAAAGCUCUCUGCUAUAUUAACAAGGUCACGAAAGAGUUGGAAGCUGGGCAGGAGAUCAAAUCAAGAAUACUGGUGAUAAAAGCAGCAGAGGACUGUGCACAUCAAUAUAUGAACUUCAUGAAUGUGAUUUUUGCUGCCCAAAAACAGAACAUCCUUAUAGAUGCCUGCGUAUUGGACUCAGACUCGGGGCUUCUUCAGCAGGCUUGUGAUAUAACUGGAGGCUUGUACCUGAAGAUCCCACAGAAAGUAGCCUUGGCACAAUAUCUUUUGUGGGUGUUCCUUCCUGACUCAGAGCAGCGUUCACAGCUGGUGCUGCCACCGCCCGCACAUGUGGACUACAGGGCUGCGUGUUUCUGCCACCGUAAUCUCAUUGAAAUCGGUUAUGUCUGCUCAGUUUGCCUAUCAAUUUUCUGCAACUUCAGCCCCAUUUGCACAACAUGCGAGACCGCCUUUAAAAUCCAACUUCCACAGAUGGUCAAGCCCAAAAAGAAGAAACUCAAGCUGUCUGCAUGAUAUUUUUUUUUCUCUCCUGCACAAAUGUUGAAAACCUUUUUUUUUCAAUUUUUUUUUGUGCUAAUCUGCUAAAACAGGGACAUGUUUGGUUACCUGUGACUUCCUUUCCAUGUA
Molecule: messenger RNA, 1202 nt
Organism: Cololabis saira (Pacific saury)
Lineage: Eukaryota; Metazoa; Chordata; Actinopteri; Beloniformes; Belonidae
Gene: gtf2h3
Product: general transcription factor IIH, polypeptide 3
Exons: 13
Coding region: 186-1088 (300 amino acids)
Biological process (GO): nucleotide-excision repair; regulation of DNA-templated transcription
Cellular component (GO): transcription factor TFIIH core complex; transcription factor TFIIH holo complex
Source: RefSeq, a predicted model, not a curated record